CAAUAUAUUAUAUAUAUAAUUAUUAUAAUAUCAUACUAUUAAGUAUGAAGGAAACAGAGUACUUAUUUGUUUCUGUUACUCCGAAUUCCAAAUAUCGUUCUAUUUCUAAUAAUAAUGUCAUGGCUUACAAAACUAAUAACAGAUUCUAAUGAUGUAUAUUUACAUAAAAAAUAUGUAACCACUAGUUAAUAAAAAAGUAUUUUAAUAUUUAAUAUGUAUUUUUAUUAUAAUAAUCUGCCAAGAAAUAUUAGAGAUACAUAUGCGGUGAUCUAAAACAGACAAUUAAAAUCAUUUUUACAUAUUAGUGGAUUUUUAUUAACAAAGAUGACAUUGUAUACAGUAACAUCAGAAAUAUUUACAGAAAAUAAAAAUUCUUAUAUAAAAUGUAAAAAUGACAAUGUAAUAUCCAGCUUUAUUUUUAAGUAUCCAUCUUAUAUGAUUAAACCAGAAUGUCUUAAUGGCUUAACUCGUGAUAAUGAUGAUGAUAUAAAUAUAGAUAGGCAACAAGAAGGAAAAUUAUUAAUAGAACACCAUAUAUCUACAGAAUUACAAUAUGUUGGAUUGCAAGUAUGGCGAGGUGCAUUAUUACUAGCUGAUUAUAUUUUAUCCAAUCCUGAUUUAUUCAGGGAUAAGGUAGUUCUAGAGUUAGGUGCUGGAGUUGGCUUAACUAGCAUAGUAGCUAGUUUCCUAGCAAAAGAAGUAAUUUGUACAGACAUUGAUGUAAAAGGGAUAUUGAAAUUAAUACAUAGAAAUUUUAUGAGAAAUAAAGCUUAUAUUAAGUCUAAAGUUGACAUUAAAGGAUUAGAUUUCUUGAAUUUAAAAUGGCCUACAUUUUACAAAAAAAUAAUAGAUGAACCAGCUAUUAUUCUAGCUGCUGAUGUAAUUUAUGAUGAAACCGUAACAAAAGGAUUUGUCCAAACAUUAACAGAACUUUUAAAUUCAAAUGUACAGAAAGUUGUUUAUAUUACUUUGGAGAAAAGAUAUGUUUUUACUACAGCCAAUAUGGAAACUACUGCUCCAAUGUAUGAAGAAUUCUUAGAUCUUGUUAAAGUAAAGCAAUUUAAUUGGCAUGUUGAAUAUAUUAAAAUAGAUUUUCCACAAUAUUUCAAAUAUAAUAGAUUAGAACAGAUGGUUCUCAUAAAAAUAAAAAACAAGUUAAGUAAAUAAUAUAAUUGAACAUAUAACAUAUAGUAUAGUAACAAAUUCAUGAACAUAAGAGAAAUAUCAAACAGUAUUAAGUAAUAUAAUGUGUUCAUAGAUAUUAUAAUUGUACAUUAAAUUUAAAUAAAUUUAGAGAAAAUAUUUAUAUAUGGAUAUCAGAGAAGUUUUGAAAACUUUUAAUACAACUUAUUAUAACGUUA
This is a messenger RNA of Bombus impatiens (common eastern bumble bee), 1361 nucleotides long. Its product is annotated as methyltransferase-like protein 22. The transcript has 6 exons. Lineage: Eukaryota; Metazoa; Arthropoda; Insecta; Hymenoptera; Apidae. Gene Ontology annotation, biological process: protein methylation. Gene Ontology annotation, cellular component: nucleus. The record is from RefSeq and is a predicted model, not a curated record. Bases 325 to 1167 code for a protein of 280 amino acids. Gene Ontology annotation, molecular function: protein methyltransferase activity.